Messenger RNA from Melampsora larici-populina 98AG31, 2118 nucleotides. RefSeq lists its product as uncharacterized. NCBI's taxonomy places the organism in Eukaryota, Fungi, Basidiomycota, Pucciniomycetes, Pucciniales, Melampsoraceae. The record is from RefSeq and is a predicted model, not a curated record. The annotation marks the transcript as partial. The transcript is spliced from 2 exons.
UAUAUAGAUGCAUCGGAUCCAUACCAUUGUAAAGCUUUACUUCAGACUGGAAGAUGGCUAGAUGGAAAGAAUUACCAAAAUUGGCAACCGGAUGGAUGCAUGCUACAUCCUUAUAAACCGAAAGAGGUGAUCGAAUGCUUGGAAGAUCGUAGGGUGAUUUUCAUAGGUGAUUCAGUGACGCGCGGAUUGUUUUAUGGAGCUUUGAGAUCGGUCAAUCAAACUAUCACUCAAGAAGGUCAACCUAAACAUUCAGAUCGCGUCAUACGAACGACUGGUGGGAUCGAAUGGACAUUUCAUUGGGAUCCUUUCUUGAAUACUACGAAUUGGAAACGGAUCUUGACCGAUCAAUCAACCCAAAGAAACGGAAAGACAAAUCAACCUGCACUCUUAGUAGUUGGAUCAGGUGUAUGGUUUCUUCGACAUCAACUACCUUUCGAACUUUGGCGUAAGAGAGUAGACGAACUAUUUGAAUACUCUUUAUCACAAAAAAAAUCGAUUGCAGAUGAGAUUGUACUUUUACCAGUCGAGAUUCCUGUGACUGAAAAAUUAUCAGCCGAACGAAAGACGAUUGGACUUAAAGAAGUGAAUCAGAUGAAUGAUUAUGCAUUACAGAAACUUGCUUCAAAAUCGGAUUACCAAAUCGCUAUUCCAUCGGUUCAUAACCUCAUGACAGCAGAAGCUGAUCUAGAGACAGCAGACGGAUUACACUACUCUGAAAAAUUGACGAGUAUGCAAGCGCGUGUGUUAUUGAAUAUGCGAUGUAACGAUAUACUCGUGAAGAAAUUUCCACUGGACAAGACCUGUUGCUCAGACUACCCUAGACCCAAUUGGAUACAAUGGUUGAUCAUCUUUAUCCUCUUAGUCUGGGCUCCUACUGGGCUGUAUCUCUACCGGAACUCGAACACGGCUUCAUCGCAUUGGACGAGGUUCUUCCCAGCUCAUGAAUACCUGGGUCCUCUGGCGGCGUUUGGUUACUCGAUUGUACUCAUCUUCCUCGCUGAUCGGACAACAUUUUUCAACAAAGAACAAAAACAAUUCAAUGGGUGGUGGUUCGGCCUAUUAAAUUUACUAGGUUUAGCUGUUGGAAUUCUUACAUCUCAAGUCUCUGAUAAGGGUGAUCUUGGUCUAUUGAAUCGUGAACAAACAGACGAAUGGAAAGGUUGGAUGCAAAUCGCCAUCUUGAUUUAUCAUUACUUAUCUGCAUCUAAGAUCUCAGGAAUUUAUAAUCCGAUUCGAGUUUGUGUGGCUUCUUAUCUUUUUAUGACCGGUUAUGGUCAUUUUACAUUCUUUUAUAAAAAGAAAGAUUUCGGUUUAUCACGGAUCGUAGGUGUGAUGGUUCGACUUAAUUUACUUACACUCGUCUUGGCUUAUAUCAUGGAUACAGAUUAUUUAUCAUAUUACUUUUCUCCACUGGUGAGUAUGUGGUUUAUGAUUAUCUGGGUGACGAUGUAUGUUGGUCAUCAAUGGAAUGAUCGGCUAGAUUUUCUGAUUGUCAAAUUGAUCGGAUCAGCCACGCUCGUUACAUUUCUCUUUCAAUCUACUACACCACUUAAAUUCACUUUUGCAGUUCUGAACAAAGUCUUUCAAACACAAUGGUUUGCAACUGAAUGGGCCUUCAGAGUCACAUUAGAUAUGUAUAUUGUUUAUUGGGGAAUGAUAGCUGCUUUAGUUUACAUUAAAGUUAAAGAGUCAAAGUUAAUUGAACGGAAUCCGGAAACGUGGCAGAAAGUUUGGACUGCAAGUAUUAUUCUCAGUGGACUUGGUAUAGUUUGGUUCUUUUGGUUUGAGCUCACUCGGUCUAACAAAUUGGAAUAUAAUCAAACUCAUCCUUAUACUUCAAUCAUUCCGAUCGCGAGCUUUAUUAUAUUGAGAAACUCGACGGGUUUUUUGAGAAGCGUUAAUAGUAGGGCUUUUGUGUUUAUUGGACAAUGUUCUCUUGAAACUUUCAUCAUACAGUUUCAUUUCUGGCUUGGCGCUGACACUAAAGGUAUCCUGGUCAUGAUCCCAUGGAAUCGAUGGAGAACCUUAAACUUUAUACUUUCAUCUAUUGUCUUUGUGUUUAUCAGUCAUCAAGUGGCAAUCAAAACAGGCAAUCUAACAGAUUGGGUUUGUAAUAAA